AUGGCCUGCUACAACCGCUGCCAGCCCUGCGGACCCACCCCGCUGGCCAACAGCUGCAACGAGCCCUGUGCCCUGCAAUGCCAGGACUCCCGUGUUGUCAUCAACCCUUCUCCUGUGCUGGUCACCCUGCCAGGACCCAUCAUGACCUCCUUCCCCCAGAACACCGCCGUCGGAUCCACCUCCUCGGCUGCUGUUGGCAGUGAACUCAGUGCCCAGGGACAGCCUAUCUCUGCAGGCUUUGGCUUCGGCCUUGGCUAUGGCCGUGGAUUUGGCUACGGGCUGGGAGGCCUGGGCUGCUAUGGCAGAAGAGGUGGCUACAUCUGCUAAGGGCCCUCAGCACCAUCCCUGACACCAUCAGCUUGGUGCUCUGGUAACAGGUCCUGCAAGCAUAGUAAUUUGCAUGAUGGUCGCCCUACUUGAACCUCCCACGGGUUCCCUUCUUCUCGCUGCUCCUGUCUAUUCAUUCUUUUGUGUCAAUAAAGUUUUCCUGCAGCAAAGCCUGA
Corvus hawaiiensis (hawaiian crow) is the source of this 503-nucleotide messenger RNA. RefSeq names its product feather beta keratin-like. Gene Ontology annotation, cellular component: intermediate filament. Bases 1 to 327 code for a protein of 108 amino acids. NCBI's taxonomy places the organism in Eukaryota, Metazoa, Chordata, Aves, Passeriformes, Corvidae. Gene Ontology annotation, molecular function: structural constituent of cytoskeleton. The transcript has a single exon. The record is from RefSeq and is a predicted model, not a curated record.